ACCAGCCCUGGCUGUGUGGAGAGAGCUUUGUGACUAGAGAGGAGGAAGUUGUCACAGAUAAAUAGAGCCAAGCACGCCAGCUUCAGACACAUGCCAGCUCCUGACACAUGCAUCAUGACCAUGAGACAGAACUGGAUACCAGACUCCAGGCCUCUGUGGGUCCUGCUCCUGUGUGCUCACGUCGUCACCCACCUGGCCAGAGCCACACCUUUACCUCAGGCCACCACCGCUGCCACUGCCUCAGCUGGGGGCAUGAAGGACCCCUGUCUCUCCUGGCUCCCAGUACUCCCAGCAACUAAGCAGUGCCCAGCAUUGGAGGUGACUUGGCCAGAAGUGGAAGUUCCACUGAAUGGAACGCUGACCUUGUCCUGUACUGCUUGCAGCCGCUUCCCCUUCAGCAUCCUCUACUGGCUGGGCAAUGGUUCCUUCAUCGAGCACCUCCCAGGCCGGCUGCGGGAGGGCGCCACCAGCCGGGAGCGCAGGGGUGCGAGCACUUGGCUGCAGAGGGCUUUGGUGCUGGAGCAGCUGAGCCCUGCCUUGCGCAGCACCAACUUCUCCUGUGUCUUCACGGAUCCUGAGCAGAUUGCCCAGCAUCACAUUGUCCUGGCCCAGCUCUGGGUGAGGAGCCUGAGGAAAGGCUUCCAGAGACAGGAGGAACUCUGCUCCAGUAUGGGGCAGAAAGGGUUCCCUCUGCCUCAACACAAUGACAGAUGAACUCUGAAGCCCGGAUGAAAUGCCACCUCUUCUUCGAGGGCCGUGCUGUCCCUCAGCUCAGGCCAUGUUCUGCAGUGGCUUAGUGUUGUGUUUGUGGGUUUUUAUACCUCUAAUGGACUGUCCCAGGGAAGGGAUGGGGGCAGGCUGCUUCUGACCAACAGCUGUAUCCUUUUCAUGCCCAUCAGGACCCAUAAUGGGCACUCAUAAAUGAAUUUUUAAUGGAA
Molecule: messenger RNA, 938 nt
Organism: Manis javanica (Malayan pangolin)
Lineage: Eukaryota; Metazoa; Chordata; Mammalia; Pholidota; Manidae
Gene: IL18BP
Product: interleukin 18 binding protein
Biological process (GO): T-helper 1 type immune response
Molecular function (GO): interleukin-18 binding
Source: RefSeq, a predicted model, not a curated record